UAAAAUCAUAAUAGGUAUUAUUUCAAACAUUAUUCCAUUUUGCGAACUAGUGACUACCGUAUCCGUUUCUCAGCCGGAAAACUGGAAUAAACUCGUUAUUUACUUAUUCAGUAAUUCGUCGAUUAAUAUAUCAAUUGACCUGCGAUGGCAUGAUAUGAUCAUCAAAAGUUUAAUCUUUAAUUUCAAAACUAUAUACUACAUUUGUACUCUAUAACUUAAUUUAUAUAACACGGAAUUUACUACAGUUAUUAUGGCGUUGUAGAUGGUGUUUGGAUUCUUCUGUUUUAACUUGUGAUUUCCCGUUUCUUAAUUCAAAUUCAAAAAUGGACAAACCGCCAAAGGGUAAUUCAGAUAUAGUGCCUCGAAAAUAUCAACUUGAGCUUUUAGAAGAUGCAAAAAAAUCUAACACAAUUUUAUACCUACCUACUGGAAGUGGCAAAACAUAUAUAGCUACAAUGCUUGUUAAAAAUAUGGGAGACUGUUUAACUAAACCAAUGGGUCUUGGAAGAAAAUGGACAUUUUUUAUUGUCCAAUCUGUACCACUUGUUAUGCAACAAGCAAAUAACUUAAGAAAGCAUUUACCAUGGAAUAUUGGAACAUUUAGUGGGGAUAUGAAUGUCGACUUUUGGUCUCAAAACCAUUGGAAUGGAAUAUUAGAAAACUGUCACAUUUUGGUUAUGACUGCUCAGAUUUAUUUGAACAAUCUGAAUCAUGGUUACAUGCAAAUCAAGGAUGCUAAUCUUAUUAUAUUUGAUGAAUGUCAUCACGCUGUAGCAUUGCAUCCAUUUAAACAAAUAAUGCAAGUACUUCAUGAUUCCAAUUUAAAUAAAGAUGAAUGUCCUCAUAUUCUUGGACUCACUGCUACUUUGAUUAACUCAAAUACCAAAAAUGUCAAAGAAGAAUUAACCAAAUUGCAACUUACAUUUAAUGCUACUAUAAAGACUAAAUAUGAUGAAAAUAUUCAAAUUUUUUCAGCACGCCCAGAAGAGUUUAUAAGUUUAUAUGAUGAGUAUACUUUGGAAGAUGAAAUGAACGCUGUCACUAAAAGAAUAUCAACAAUCGAAUAUCUUCUAAGAAAAUUUCAGGCUCCUGCAAAAAUUGAACCAAUUAAAGAAAAUAAUGAAGUAUAUUAUUUGGAUAUUCAAAAAAGUCCUUCAAAGAAUUUUGCAAAUUAUUUUCUUGAUAUAGAGGUAAAUCUUCGAGAUGGAGGAGCAUAUAUUGCAUAUUUAGCAACUUGGCAUUUUUUGGUUGAAAUUGAAAAAAAAAAAAAAACAUGUACUGAUAAGAAAAAUCUCACUAUUAUGUCUUUGGUAUUAUCAGAAUUAACUAUAAUUCGAAAAAUGAUAUUUGACUUUAUGAAUAAACACUCAUCUAUUCACAAAGGUCAUUCAAUUACAUUAAACAAUACAUCUCCAAAACUAAAAAAAUUAAUGGAACUUUUAUCUACUAUAAAAGUCAUUGAUACUUGUUUAAUAUUUGUUGAUCGCCGAACAACUGCUAAAUUGUUAUACCAUUAUAUCAAGGAUUUUAUUCAUGAAUAUAAUCAAAAAAAUAUUAUAUGCGAGUUUAUAGUUGGUGCAAGAGGAAUAUUUAGUCCUGAUUGUAAAGAAAUGGUGUAUAAAAAACAACAAAAUAAUGAUAUUAUUAAGAAGUUUAACGAUAACAUUAUUAAUGUUCUCAUAACAUCAGAAGUAUUAGAGGAAGGUGUUGAUAUACAAACUUGCAAUUAUGUCAUUAGAUAUGAUUCUCCUAAAAAUUUUCCUUCUUAUAUACAAUCUAAAGGAAGAGCUCGUUCUGCUGAAAGUAAAUUUAUUGUUAUGGUGCCAAAUCAGGUGAAAUUUCAAAAAACUCAAUCUGAUUAUAAUAAAAUGGAAGAAGAAAUUGUUAAAAUAUUAGUAGAUAAUGACAUUGACGAUGAAAAUAAUGAUGAAAAUAUGACAGAAGUUUUUAAAACUAAAUGUGCUACAUUAACUCAUGAUGCUGCUAUAAGUAUUAUUAAUAGGUAUUGUUUUUCUUUACCUCAAGAUAGAUUUACAGAUUUAACUCCAGAAUGGUAUAUUGCCCAGAAUAAUAACAAGUUUAAAAAAUACAAACUAAAAUUGCCAAUCAAUAGUGUUAUUAAGACUUCCAUUGACGGAAUAUUUUGUGCAAAUAAAAAAAAUGCUAAAAAAAGUGCAGCAUUUAAUGCAUGCAUUGAAUUGUAUAAGGUUGGAGCAUUAGAUGAAUAUUUGUUGCCUAUAAGCAUUAAAAAUAAUGCUAUAUUUAAUGAUUUAAAAUGGUUUCCACAUUGGGAUGAGACAGAUAUUGAAGCAAGUAAUUAUAAAUUAAAAGCAGGAACUAAUAAAAUGAAGAGGAUGGUGCAUAUUGAAAGUCCAACACACUUACACGGAUCUUAUCCACAAGUAAAUAAACCAUCAUAUUUACACGUUCUACAUUGUGUUCCUGAUUAUAUCCAACUGGAAGAAUGUAAAUAUGAAACAUUUGAUAAAUUAUUAAAGUUAAAUAAAGAAUUUGGAAUUUUAACUUCUAAUAAAUUACCACAAGUAUCAAAUUUUCCUAUAUUUUUACCUUUUGGUAAUGUUAAUGUUAGCAUAAUGGUAAAUGUUAAAAUAAUGAAUCUUGACCAUACAAGUCAUAAGAAACUAGAAAAUUUCCAUAAUAAAUUAUUUGUGGAUGUAUUGGGUAUAAAAGAUUUUAUUGCAAGAAAUUAUAAUAAUGAAGAUAAUUCAUACUUAGUAGUUCCUAUUUCUUUUGCAGAAAAUAUUUAUAAAUUGGAUUGGAAUGUUAUCAAUAUAGACAAAUUUGUUGAAACAGAAGAACCUACAAUGGAACAAAGAAAUUCUAAAUUUUAUGAAGAAUAUCUUGAAAUACCUAAUGUGAUUUCACCGUGGUACAGAAACAUAGUACCAAUACAAAGAUAUAUUGUCACUGAUGUUUAUUCGGAUAUGACACCUGAAAGUUCUUUUCCGACUUCUGAGUAUGAUACAUAUGCAACAUACUUUAGUGACAAGUAUAGCAUUCAUAUUACUCAUAAAAAUCAACCUAUGAUAAAAGUUAAAUCAUUGGGUGUAUCAAAAAUAAAUUAUUUAAUUCCCAGAAUUUCUACUGGAAAAGUUGAUAAACGAAGUGAAUACAUAGAAAUACUUAUACCAGAAUUUUGUACUUGGCAUAAAUUUCCAUCAGUUUAUUGGUUAAAAGCUUUAAUGCUGCCAACUAUAUUAUAUCGAUUAGAUAAAUUAUUAUUGGCCGAAGAUCUUCUUGUAAAAAUUAAUUCUAUAUGUAACAUUGAAGUAGAAGACGAUACAAACACAGAAGAUACAGUAAAGAUUGAAGAUUUCAAUGGUUUUCAUGAAGGCAAAAAGAAAAAUAUUUUAUUGCCAAUUAGUGAAACAUUAAAAUACAUAGAAAACUCUCAUGGCAAUAAUAUGAUUGGUGAGUGGAAUUCAAACAAUUUUCCUAUUGAUAUUGAAAGGCAAAAAAACACAACAAUGUUAGAUGUUCUAAAUUAUCAUACAUUUAUGUACGCUGUAAAUAAAUCCAAGAGUAACGAUAAUAUUAAUGAUCAAAAUAUAAAUUCAUCCAGUUUAAAUGAGUUUAAUUCAAAAUCGAAGUACAAAUCACCAGAUGGAAAAUCAAAUUAUAAAACGGAAUGCAAAAAACGUAGAUAUUCAUCAUAUGAUAAGGAACACCUUGAAGAAAUCAAUAGAUUAAUGAUACAAUCAAUGCCAGAGCCAAUUAUUCUUCAAAAAUUAAUUGAAUUCAACAUCUAUUACUUCAUAGAAAUUGAGAAUAUACUAAAAAAGGUGUUGACUGAGAUGAACACAUUAAAUUUAACAAACAAUACAUCACCUACACUGAGUCCAUUAUCCAAAGAAGUUUCAAAACAAAAAAUCGGGCCUAAGCAGAGUGAUAUUUUAAAAGUUAUAACACCACCAUUUGCUAAUGAUAUGUUUAAUUAUGAGCGCAUGGAAACAUACGGUGAUAGUUUCCUGAAAUUUGCUGUAUCAUUGGUAUUAUUUGAUGCAUUUCCAUUAGAUAAUGAAGGAAUUCUUACUGAAUUAAAAAUGAAAAUAGUUGGAAAUCGAAAUUUGUUGUAUGCUGGCAGGAAUUUAAAUCUUGGAUCUUAUUUAAUGGUAAAUGUUUUUGAUCCAAACAUGGAUUGGAUACCUCCAUGCUUUGGUGUUUCUCAAAAAUUAAAAGAAAUCAUUGAGGAGGGUCAUGUUAAAUCGGAGGUACUACAUCGGAUAAUUAUUCCUAGAGACAUUCAAAUUACUGGAAUAUUAUCAGAUGAAAUUUGGAAGGAAAUUGAGAUUGAAAUCAUAAAAUUUAAGCAAGUGUCUGAUAUGCCAAUGUCAGAAAGUGAUGAUGAAGAUAGUACGCCACUAAUCGGCCAUUCACAGUCUGAUCUAUUUAUAUACAAACAAUCAGUCUCAGAUAAAAUGGUUGCUGACUGUGUAGAGUCAUUGAUUGGUACUUAUGUUUAUAAAUGUGGAGUUGAAGUGGGUUUUAAGGUCCUUCAAGGUCUGGGUAUAAUACCAAAACAAUUCACUGAUGCAUUUAAGCCUCAACCAAUUGAAAAUAUCUUCGAAAGUCACAAUUUUUCAAAAAUUUUGCCCGGAUAUGAACUACUUGAACGAAGAAUUGGCUACUCAUUUAAACAUAAGCAUCUAUUAGCUCAGGCUCUAACCCAUCCAACUUAUCAAUUUGGGUUUACUGAAUGUUAUCAAAGACUUGAAUUUCUCGGUGAUGCUAUACUUGAUUUCUUGAUUACAACAUAUAUAAUAGAACACUGCUAUCACAAAACUCCAGGUGAAAUAACUGAUAUUAGAUCUUCAUUAGUAAAUAACAUAACAUUUGCUUCAUUGAGCGCAAGAAUUGGACUGCAUAGAUUUAUCUUAGCUAAGUCUGUUCAAAUGACUGAAGCAAUAGAUCGUUUUUAUGAGCAUCAACAAAAAAACAAUCAUAAAAUUGGCCAAGAAAUUUUGUAUCUCAUAGAAGAAAGUGAUUGUUAUGCAGCUGAAUCUGUUGAUGUACCAAAAGUAUUGGGAGAUUUGUUUGAGUCACUAAUUGCUGCAAUUUAUUUAGACUGUGGUAGAGAUUUAAAUUUUGUGUGGACUAUUUGCUAUAGAUUUUUGGAAAAUGAAAUUAAAGAAUUCUGUACCAAUGUUCCUAAAAAUCCUAUACGUAUUUUACAUGAAACCAAAUUACAACCGAAUUUCAGUAAACCUGAUGCUUCUGCUGAAGCAAUGAAUAAAGGCUUAGGAACCAUGAUGAAGUUAGAGAUCAUGUUGAACAACAAAAUCAUAGCUAUGUAUGGUUUUGGUCAGAAUAAAAAAGAAGCCAAGGUUGCUGCUGCCAAAAUGGCCUUAAAAAAUAUGAAAAAAAUGUUGUUAUAACUAUUCAGAUUAUUAUUUUUUUUUCUUCUUCAAGCAUUCAUAUAUUUGAGUAAUGAUAAUAUUUUAAUUUUUAAGAUCCUAUUAUAAAUGAAUAUUAAUUUGUCAAUGUUGUUUAAAUAUUUUAUAUACAUAUUAUUUAUAAUUAAUUAUAUUAAACUUAUAACUUGUCAAUUAAAAAAGAAUUUGAUUUAUAAUUCAUAUUAUGAAUAAAAAUACAGUGAUUUUUGUUAUUACUGUUUUAUGUCUACCUUUGUUUAUAAUUCAUUACAUACAUAUUAUAUUACAGUGAUUUACUAUGUAUACAACACCAGCCUUAAUUAUGUGGACUGACUACAUUGAAAUAUUUUAAUGAAAAAAAAAAAUUAAAUACAUAUGCUAAUAAUUAUUAUUAAUAUUUUUUAUAAUUUUUGGAAUGACAUUGUUAAAAACAAAUUAACUUUUUACAUUUUUGUAAUAUAGACUGAACUAAAGUAAUGUUUUAAAUUUAAGUAUAUGAUUGUUAAAAUAAAGUAAUAGAAAUUGUAUAAAAUACAGAAAAUGUAUUAAGA
Messenger RNA from Rhopalosiphum padi (bird cherry-oat aphid), 5944 nucleotides. RefSeq names its product endoribonuclease Dicer-like. The record is from RefSeq and is a predicted model, not a curated record. NCBI's taxonomy places the organism in Eukaryota, Metazoa, Arthropoda, Insecta, Hemiptera, Aphididae. Gene Ontology annotation, biological process: pre-miRNA processing; apoptotic DNA fragmentation; rRNA processing. Gene Ontology annotation, cellular component: RISC complex; nucleus; cytoplasm. Bases 324 to 5396 code for a protein of 1690 amino acids. The transcript is spliced from 31 exons. Gene Ontology annotation, molecular function: RNA binding; deoxyribonuclease I activity; DNA binding.